AUGAGCUCCGAGUCUCGCAAAGCCACCGGGGCUAGCGGAAAAUCUAAGCGGCGAUACACCGACGUUGACGAGGAUAGUCGGCAAAACCUCCCAGACGAAAAUGCGGCCCAUCCCAAACGACAGCGCGUAUCGCGCGCAUGCGAUAGUUGUCGCUCGAAGAAGGACAAAUGCGACGGCGCCCAACCGGUGUGUUCGACCUGCGCAACGCUAUGCCGACCCUGCACUUAUAAGGCAAACCCGAAGAAACGCGGCCUGCCGACGGGAUAUAUUCGCUCACUCGAGCUACUGUGGGGACUGGCCUUUCAGAAUAUUCGGGGCAGUGAAGAUGUGAUGCGCGCAUUGAUGAGAUCAAUCAACAUGCCCAGUCACUUGGCUACAAUGGGAAAAGAGGCGGAAAGUUCGGACACAUUGAUGGCGUCUUUCAAGAACAGCACCGUCCUGAGAGACAUCGAGCGCGUGCUGGUGGUGUUGGAACUGCCCGAGGAGGAAAAGCAGCGAUCUCUUCAAGCUUGGGGAGAAGGCGACACGCCGCUCGAUAUUGAUUCCAUUCUCGCCUCCUCCGAGGCCCAGGAAUGGCAGAUGCCAGAGGGGUUGGAUAUUCGGGAGACACCAUUACCCGCGGGCGUUUCACCAUCUCACCGUUCUGCUAUCAAACAUACGACAUCUCGCCCCAGCCGUGACUGUGGUACUCAGACACCUUCUAAUGAUGGCCCGAGCGGCGAAGCCUACUCUGCCUUUGCCAUUCCCCACACUCCCGGCCAAUCUCCAACGAAAUCCUCUCUCCAGCUUCCCUACAAUGCCUGGCCCCUUCUCGACAUCUACUUUUCUUACACCCAAUGCUGGUUUCCUAUUUUGGAGAAACAUGACAUCCUUCGAACAGCAUUCCAAUAUACAGAGGGCGAUGUGUAUAUCUCCCGCUCUGUUCCCGGGUCUGGAGAUCAUGCGGCCUUGUGGGCCGUGCUGACGCUGGCCUCACUUCAAGAUACGUCCAUCACUGCCACCCGACCGUUGGACGAUCGACCGUCUGUAGAUCCGUCUCGGCUGUACAGCACAUCUAGAGACCUGAUCCCACCCGAGGAUGGGCCUCAUGAAGUCGGCCAUGUUCAAGCUCUGCUGAUUUUGUCCCUCAUCAAAUUUGGACAGCAGGAGUGGACUGCUGCGUGGAUGCUUGUUGGACAGGCUGUACGAAUCGCACACACCCUCGGUCUUGAUCGACCAUCUUUCUCAGCCGAGCAAGACAAACAAUCAGGACGAGGCAAGCAUGUGUUUUUGGGAUGCUUUGUUCUUGAGACCCUGAUUGCGGAACAGACCUCACAGUGCCCGUCUUUGCGGAAAGCCGACCUAGCAAGGGUCGGAUCGAUAAACGAAGAUGGACUGGAAGAGUGGCAUCCAUGGGAAGAUCAAACUGGACUCCGUCCUACCCAGUCCGCGCGUGCUUCUCUGCAGCGCGGACCACUUCAUGCCUUGAGCACUUUCAACCGUCUAGUGUCCCUUGUCUCCAUAUUAAACGAGCUGUGUUGUUACAGACAAGACCCAACCGUGUCUCGGUCCCAACUGGAGUCACUCGAUCUCCAAUUGCAACGCUGGGUCGCGUCCCUCCCGAAAAGCUACAGGGUGGACCUACAAAGCCGUCCUAUCAGACUGGCAUCGCCACACAUCUUCGGGCUUGAGAUGAUCUACGAGAGCAUCGUCACAACAUUGAGCCUGCAGAUCGCCUCCCGUGAAUACAAUCAAAAUCUACUAGACAUGCCUCAUAGGAUGCGGGCUAUGCAGAGUUCGAGUCGGUUAUUGCAAUUGCUUAAUGUCUACAUGGAAACCUACAGCAUAUCAGCCACCACCCCGACUCUCGGGAUGAUUCUCAGAUACGGCCUCCCCCAUGCGUCGUCCAGAGAUUCCCCAUGGAACCUCGAUUUAGGUCUUCAGAACAAACUUCAAACUUCUUCCUCACACCUCUCUCUGCUUUGGUCCCCGCCAGAUAGACAUGGUGGAGGCCACGGCCCUCAAUAUGCUGGCCCAUCUCCAACGGCUUCUCAGCAUCUGAGUGCCACCGCAAGUGAGGAUCCGAACCUGCAGGGUGACCUACGGCGAACUGCGACUUCUCAACACUUGCCCCCUCCAAGCGAGGGCCGUGCUUCCCGAAGCAACGCCAAUGCGGCUGUUGACCCAUUCCUCUCGUCGCCCUGGCUUCGAGCUACACAGCCCUCACUCCUGCCCACCCCCACUUCGUCCUUGACCACCGUCGGCGGCCCUGAUAUUCCACCACAGCCCGGUCAUUUGGACAGUGCCUUGGGCAGCGGACUCCGGCCAUCUGUCUCUGGUCCCUCCAAAUCCCCACCCGCACCUGGCAUACUCCCCGAACUCUCCCCUUCUUUCCAUGCCACCGGACAGUAUCCCCCGACAUAUCACGAUCCUUCCCUCGGUCUCGGUUCGUUUGUUGAUAUGGACGCCUAUGGACCCUCGCAACGACAGCGGAUCGCCCCAGACCUCGACGCGCUAUUUGACGAGCUGGCAUCAUUAGAUGGCGCUGAAAAAGCCGACAAUCAGCCGGAGUUCAUGCAAAACCUCGGAUUUGUCUCCGAUUCUGGGAUCCCAGAACUUUACUCUUUUUCGGGCCAAAUCGAGCCAUUUCUCCUAGCGCAGACUCAGCAGCUGCCUAGCAACGGGCCGUCACAUGCCGUGCGACGAGAAUCGCAGCCGUUGAGCAUCUCCGCGGCACCGGAACGAUAA
Messenger RNA from Penicillium lagena, 2727 nucleotides. RefSeq names its product putative C6 transcription factor QutA. The record is from RefSeq and is a predicted model, not a curated record. Gene Ontology annotation, biological process: positive regulation of transcription by RNA polymerase II; DNA-templated transcription. Bases 1 to 2727 code for a protein of 908 amino acids. NCBI's taxonomy places the organism in Eukaryota, Fungi, Ascomycota, Eurotiomycetes, Eurotiales, Aspergillaceae. Gene Ontology annotation, molecular function: zinc ion binding; DNA-binding transcription factor activity, RNA polymerase II-specific; DNA binding. The transcript has 2 exons.